AUGUCAACAGAGGAUUUAGAGAGUCGCAGUAUGAGGAUUUAUGAAAAGAUUUCCGAAAUGCUAGAAAAAUCUUACCUUAAAGAUGUUAUUAAGGAAAAAUACGCCAAAGAAAUUUUUAAUGAUUUAAAUUACAUACUAAAUCACUACAAUGAAGUCGACACUCUCCAUGAUUACGAGUAUGUUUCAACAACCCAGCGUUUUUCAGAUAUGAUUCGUAGAGUUUAUCUUGGAUCAAAAGCACAGCAAGAAACAGAAGAAAAUCAAAAUGUAAAAUACGAACCCGAACUUGUUACUAACAUUUUAAGAUUUUUCGUGACAAUUGGCGUCGAAAUUAAUCUCAAUGAUUGGUAA
Messenger RNA from Trichomonas vaginalis G3, 351 nucleotides. RefSeq lists its product as uncharacterized. The transcript has a single exon. The coding region runs from base 1 to 351 and encodes 116 amino acids. NCBI's taxonomy places the organism in Eukaryota, Parabasalia, Trichomonadida, Trichomonadidae. The record is from RefSeq and is a predicted model, not a curated record.